AUGAGUGGUGCAGGUCUCAGCUGGCCCGCACUCGUGCAGCCUUACCGCGGUCGACUCGAAGAGUGGUUUGGCGCGCCAGAGAAGCUUCAUGCAUCCUUUGACGCUAGAGAAGAGCUCGUGGAGUUGCUUAGGAGUUGUGAUAAAACUUUGCUGGAAAGCAGUGUUGCCUUGAUCGCAGAUGCUCUUCUUGAAUGGCAUACUGAUGUUUCCCGAUUGGUAGCCAGUGGGCGCAGGGAAGCAAGGAGGCGCUUGACAGAGUGCUUGCCCAGUGUCCCGGGAACUGGCCUUAGCCUGCAUGAGCAUUACAAUCAGAUCGCACUUCAGAGUCCACUCGCGUUGCUUCCGGUUCUUCGCAAGCGAAAGUUAGCUACUGAUAGGGUCGUAGAUCGCGGUGCUAGGGCCACGGAAGAGACACGACUUCGGCAGGAGUAUGCAUUGCGUCUUGCAGCCAUCAUACAGGAGGCGCAACUGCCGGUGUGCAAGGUGCUUGCAGGGGUCAGCAAUGCCGAGGAAGCUUGGCCACGGUUGUUCGGGACCCGCCGCUCCAAGACAUUGAGGAAUCGCUUUAGGGCUUGGGAUAAGUUUCGGGAAUGGUUGCUUUAUAGCCGUGGCAGAAGCUAUCCGGAAGGGGUAGCUGAUGUGCUAGACUAUGCCAAUGAACGAUUCCGGGAAGGAUGUGGAAAGACAGUUCUCGAAAGCCUGCAAGCAUCUCUCAGUGUACUUGAAGGUGUAGGGCGCGUGCCGUCUACGCAGCAGAUAUCUCAGGAUCCCACAUGGCAGGCGCAGCUCAAAAGUUACACAGCUGAUUUGAUUUCGGCGGCACCGCCGGAGCAGCCAGCCAGCAUGCUCACCGUUGCUAUCGUUCUCGCAUGUGAGAUCUUCAUCUGCACGCCUGGGGAGCCGAGUUACUUGAGGGCAUUGGGCUUUGUAUGCUUAUUGAUGGUUUGGGGCUCACUUCGGGCCGAUGAUGUUCAGGGGCUCCUGCCGCAGACCAUGCUUCUGGACGAGCGAGGGCUUAGCAUUGAUCUCGCACGGUCCAAGACCACAGGGCCCGACAAAAGGACCCACACCGUCAAGGUCUUCGUGGAACGGAGUAUCUCUCUGACAGGGCAUGAUUGGCUGAAGGCCGGAUAUGCACUUUGGAAGGAUUUCGAUUUUGAGAGGGAUUAUUUGGUUUUGAAGGCCAAUGAAGGUUUCACGGAACCCCUUGAGAAGUCGGUGCCUGCCUCCACGGUGGCCCUUUAUUUCCGCAAAGUUCUCAGUGAAUUGAAGACGCCCAAGCGUGAGGGGCGCACCUGGAAGGCCAAUGAUCAGCGUCCACUGCUCCCAGGAUACACUUCGAGUCAUUUUACGGGCCACUCUGCGAGGAACUUCCUUAGCUCGGUCGGAGCGGCCAUCGAUGUCGACCCCAGGGAGCUGGAUUAUCUGGGUCGCUGGAAGGUAGGUGGCGAAGGUUCUGCAACAUACAUUCGCACUUCUAGGCAGGUUGUGCAUCGUCUCCAGAACCACAUUGCCUGUUCUCUUGUCACCGGACAGCCUAAGCACUACAUUGAGGUGGAUUCCAUCAAGGCUUUGACGGACUAUGCAGCUAAGGCUGGAGAGAGCGAAUCUCAGGUUCGUCGCCGUCACACCCUCCUCGAGGGAUCAAAAGGCUUGGGCGGAUCGUGGCCAACUCUGGCAUUGGAAGUGGGUGUUGCGGCACCACCUUCUCCAGUCGAGCAGGUCUCGAUGCCAGGCAGCCGGGGGGAUUACUUCAUCGUUACCUCUCGCACCACAGGCCUGAGGCGUUUGCACAUGUUGGGUUGCUAUGUCAAGCCUGAGAAUUGUUACGAUGUAAAAUUUGUCAAUCACGUCGGCGCGGAGGACGUCGAUAGCAUUUGCAAAGAUUGCAAAGCAAGAAUGAAGGCUCAGGCCGGAGAGGAGGAAUCAGACCCCUCCAGCAGUGACAGUGGGAAGAAGUCUCACUCGGCGCAGGCCGUGAGGUGCCGACGGAUUCCGCAUCCUGUCACAGGCCUCAGGGCGACGGGUGGACACAUCGCAGUGCAGCUAAAGGCCUCAGGGCGGCUAGCAAUCAAAGUCCUACAGGGCCACAGGCGAUUCCAGGCUAUCGCCGAUUCCCGGCCGGAAGCUCGGGCUGCUGGGAAGGCGGACUUCGGAUUGGAUGAUGGGGCUGCAGAAGGGCGACAACAAAUCGCGGGGGUCGUCGCUGCAUGGGAACUAGCGCACGACGUAAUCAGCAAAGAGACGGAAACGCGAGCAGAGGCGAAAGUGUUAGGCCAGCCGCGAAUCUUGCAAGUCACAGAGAGGCAAGCAAUGCUCAAGGCAGUAGCGGCCGUUCACGGGCAGCUGGGAGAGUCGGAGACUCCAUCGUCUGAGUACCUCGCUCUCAAGUGCGAGGAGUGCGAAGCCAAUGAGCCUCAGGCUUCAACCUUGGAUGCCAUAACUUCUAAGAAGAACACGCUUACCACGAGCAUCCAGUCCAGCCUUGACGCUUCGGGGCGGAUUCAUAUUACUCAGCACAAAUCCAAGAGUGAGCUUCCGACUACUACUGAAGCUUAUCGCAAGGUCCUUCGCGUGGAAGCUUUCACAUGGCUAUGCAUGGCAUCCCGCUUCAAAUCCAAGCAGUGGCUUCAGGAUCUCAAGCUGUCUGACUUCGACCACUUCGUGAACUACAUCCUUGGCGAAAAGGUCGCCCAGCUCUCAGUGCCUACGUCUCAUCAGCCAGCCGAUGAGACCUACUUCACGACGCCGCUCGCAUUGUCCAUCAUUGAGCGACCACGCAAGUGGCACAAAGGCAAGGGCAAGAGCAAGGACGAUCACAUCGCCUACCAGCCUCAGCUGUACAGUCCGAGCGGGCUUCGUGUGCUCUACAUUUUCGCGGGGCCACAUCGCAAAGGUGAUGUGGGCUCUUACCUUCAGUCUUUGGGCAAUGUCACUAACCUUCUUCAGUUCGAUCUUCAGCGCUCCACAGAGCAUGACUUGACUAAGGAAGGAUUGUGGCAGCACAUCUUUCAGUUGCUUGGCGAAGGGGAUUGGAUCCUCAUUGUGGAGCAGGCUAAUUAUUUUCUUGAUCAGACCGUGACGGCAUGUCAACUUGCAUGGCAGUAUGUCCUUGAGCACCCGGAGGAUCUCGGUGCGACUCCGGAUCACGAGUUACCAGCUUCCAUUUGGCAACUACCAGCUCUGCGUGAACUCCAGGUUUCCACUCAGGCCAUCACUUUUGCAUUCUUUCAGUGUAGCUUUGAGGCUCCCACUUCUAAACCUAUCCGCCUUCUCACUAAUCUCACGGCCUUUGUCGAGCAGCCUCCGCCUUUUGCUUCAUGGCCACGCUUCGACUCCAGCGAUCGCUACGUGGGGCCGUUGCCGCCACGUUGCCCGCACGGGAAACACGACAAGGUACUUGCAGGCCGGGAAGGCACCCGCUGGGCGACCGAGUCAUCGGCAGCCUAUCCUCCUCUGUUGUGUGAGUGGCUUGCGCAUGCUGUGCUUGCUUCCGCUUCGCAUGGGGGACUUGGGUCAGCGUCGCACAGCUUCGUUCCAGGUGAGGCAGGUCCAAUGCAGGAGGUGCUCCAGGAGGAGUCUUGUGAGGCGCCUCAGGUUUUGCCACAGGAGGUGCAGCAGGAAUCCCACGAGGCGACGCAGGAGGUGCAUCAGGAUUUAUGUGAAGUGCCGCAGGGAGUUUGCACGCAUCAUUUCUUCAUCGAGGGCUUGUACCGGCAGGGUGGAGGCCUGAUCGGGCUCAGGUCCGCGUGCAAAGGCUUCCCGGCUUCCACUGAAGCAUUGGCCGCAUUCGUGCGUAGCAACAUGCCCGGGCACCCUUUUACCACGAUUAGCCUUUACCUUAACACUGGCACCAAGCCCCACAAAGACUCCAGGAACGCACCUUUGCCCAAUGGGAUAAUCGGGGUUACUGACUUCGUAGGAGGAGAGAUCUGGGUCGAGGCCCAGGGUGGUGAGUCUGUUCAGAUAGUUGACGGUAAACGCUUAAGUGGUCACCUCCUUCCGAUCAGUGAGACACCCACUUACAUACAUGCUUACCGCGAUCUUCACCUCACAAUGCCCUGGAAAGGUAAGAGAUUAGUCAUCAUAGCUUUCAGUGUGUCGGAGCAUACUCAGGCAUGCGACGAGGAUCUCGCGCUUCUUCGCGGGCAGGGUUUCGUCCUUCCGGGCGAAGAGCCCAGUGUUGAUCUUGAGGCGGUCCAGUCGGAUGAUUCGGAGGUGCUGGAGGGGGGCGAGGCCGAAAGACCGGAGCCCUUCAAGCAUCAGGAGUGCCACAACAUCGGGCUGCCUUUGAACCUCGAGUGGGACGGCAAAACUCAGCCGAUCACGGAUGGCUUUGGGCUCUGCUCACCCACUAGAUGGCCUCCGGAAUCCAGGGGGGGCCUGCUGCCCAAACAGGCUUUGGAGUUCGCCACUGCCAUGCAUCAAGUGCUUCGAGACUUUGUAGCGGACGUUGUGCCUGAUGUCAGGCGCACGGCGAUGGAGCUUGCACUAGGCCGCCUUAAGGAAUCACCUUUCUCUCCAGAGAUGUUAGGGAUCCUUAGGAAAGAGUGGUUUAGCUGCAUAGAGGCUGCUUCGGGAGGCAAGUGUACGGAUCUUGAUGUGGUGCCGAGUGGCCAGCCAUUCCUCUUGCAUGCUGUGUCUGCGACAGCGCGGCUGUUGCAGGACCCAGAUUGGAAAGCCGUUUCCUGCCAGGAGGACUCCUAUGUCAGCGGGGUCGCGAUCGGUUAUGACUGCCCCGCGCCUCACUUGCCACAGGUGUACGAGUACAAAUACAAGUCCCGCAAGCUCGAUGAAUCGGAUGCCGAGUGGCAUCGCGAGAAUUAUUCGUCGGCAAACGAAACAUCGGAUCAGCUUGAGAAGAAGUUUGCAGAGGAAGAGGCUCUUGGGCGCAUGGAGGCCACCUUUUGCCUCACCGGCGAUGUGACGGUGCGCAACGACACGCCGGUCGUUUGGUACAACAAAGUAGGAACAUUCGGUAUAUCAUCAUCCGCCUUCCUUUGGUCUAGAUUGUUCGGAGUCAUCGGCCGCUGCACCGCACGCUUUCUGUUGACCUUGUGGUUCUAUCACCUCAUCUUUGUAGAUGAUGUUCACGCCAACUUCGCAGGAAGGGAGAAAUUUCAUCAUUUGCUCAUGUGGCUAGCAUGCUUCGAGAUGUUUGGCACACCUUUCGCAUACAAGAAGUUCCGCGGUGGGCUCACUUCGGCUUUUGUGGGUUACGAACUUUCUUAUCCAGACCAGAGGGUUGGAAUUUCGGAAUCGCGGGGCCAGUGGCUCUUGAAAUGGAUCGCUGAGGCCCGGUCCUCGAAGUUUGUUGUGUCGGUUCGCAAGUUUGCUGAGUUCUUAGGUAGACUGGGCUUCGUUGCUCGGCUUUUAGUUUGGCUUAAGGCACACCUUGCACCGCUUUACAGCUGGAGGGCAGCGGUGAACGACAGUUCAGUCGCUCGGAUGCCCGAUACCGUCAUCCUUACUCUUGAAUAUCUUGACCUCACGUUCAGGGACAUGACGUUCAAGGUCGCCGCAGCAAGAUCGGUCAAGAGGGCAGGCGUGGCCUUCCGCACUCAUGCAAAGUGUGCGGACGGGUACGUGGUCCUUGGGGGUUGGGAUUGCGCAGGCACAACUCAGGAGUCCAGGUGGUUCUCACUUCGACUUGCUCCUUCAGAGGCCCCUUACCUCUUUGACUCAGAAGGUCAUAGUCAGUGGGCUUCGGCAUCGGCUGAACUGCUGGCCACGCUGGCCGCAUUGCACAUCUUCGGUCACCUUGAAGCCGGACCAACUAGGCGUUUGAUGAAGGUUGAGGUUUUAGCUCAGACGGAUAAUAAGUCUAACGAGGGCUUGACUCGCAAGGGUUCUACAACGCGCUGGCCCUUGCUCAUGGUGAACAUGCAGCUCACCCAUGUUCUCAUGAAGGCCGGCUUGCGGUUGAACUUGGGAUGGCGUCCCCGGGACGAAAAUCAGGAGGCCGAUGAUUUAACCAACGAAAUCUUCGACCGUUUCUCUGAGGAGUUGCGGGUCCCAGUGCAGUACUCCGAAUUGCCGCUUUCCUUUCUUCACACUCUUUACGAAGCCAGGCUUGCACAGCUGAGCACCCGUGAAGUGGAUUCCAUCCGCGACACGGUCGGUGGCAGGCCACGCUUCAGAGGCAAGAGAAAGAGAGAGAAGUCUCCUUGGUGA
Messenger RNA from Symbiodinium sp. CCMP2592, 6174 nucleotides. Lineage: Eukaryota; Dinophyceae; Suessiales; Symbiodiniaceae. The record is from the annotation of a GenBank genome assembly.